Messenger RNA from Crotalus tigris (Tiger rattlesnake), 3858 nucleotides. RefSeq names its product mannan binding lectin serine peptidase 1 (gene MASP1). NCBI's taxonomy places the organism in Eukaryota, Metazoa, Chordata, Lepidosauria, Squamata, Viperidae. The transcript is spliced from 11 exons. Gene Ontology annotation, cellular component: blood microparticle; extracellular region. Gene Ontology annotation, biological process: complement activation; zymogen activation. Bases 226 to 2409 code for a protein of 727 amino acids. The record is from RefSeq and is a predicted model, not a curated record. Gene Ontology annotation, molecular function: serine-type endopeptidase activity; calcium ion binding.
CACCCCCCCCCCCAGACACACUGCCUCACACACACAGCCACUCUCUCUCUCUCUCUCUCUCUGCUUUUCACUGCUUUCUCUCCCCGCUCAUAAGCUCUGAACAAAGAUAAUCCAGCCGGCGCUGAACACUGGAUAGCGCACAGCGCAUGGUGAGCAUCGCCACUCUCCUUGUUUCGGGAGGCAUCCGUGGACCCUCAAAAUAAGGGCACCCCCAGGACAAAGAGCAUGAGGUGUUUGUUGAUUUGGGGUCUUUGUGCGGUCUGGCUGUUCGGAGCAGAGGCUGUUGAAUUGAAUGACAUGUUUGGACAAAUCACCUCUCCCGGUUAUCCGGACUCUUAUCCCAGCGAUUCAGAAGUGACCUGGAAUAUCUCCGUGACGGAGGGGUUUCGCGUGAGGCUCUACUUCAUGCAUUUCGACCUGGAAGCCUCCUACCUUUGCGAAUACGACUACCUGAAGGUCGAGACUGAGGACCAGGUCUUGGCGACUUUCUGCGGAAAAGAGGACCGAGAUCCAGAACAGACCCCCGAACGAGAGCCCAUCACCUCUCCGGGGUCACAUCUGAGCCUCACUUUCCGAUCGGACUUCUCCAACGAGGAACACUUCACGGGCUUUGAUGCCCAUUACGCUGCCGUGGAUAUCGAUGAAUGCUUGGAGAGCAGUGACGAAGAACUGGCUUGUGAUCAUCACUGCCACAACUACAUCGGGGGCUAUUACUGUUCGUGCCGUUUUGGGUACAUUCUCCAUUCGGACAAUCGGACCUGCAAAGUGGAGUGCAGCAACAAUCUUUUCACCCAGAGGAGUGGGGUGAUCCACAGCCCCGAUUUCCCCAACUCCUAUCCUAAAAGCUCCGACUGCGUGUACCGCAUCGAGCUGGAGGAAGGAUUUUUCAUUGCACUCCAGUUUGAUGAGAGUUUUGACAUCGAAGAUCACCCGGAGGUCACCUGCCCCUAUGAUUACAUCAAGAUCAAAGCUGGAUCAAAAGAACUUGGGCCCUUUUGCGGAGAAAAGUCUCCAGGACGGAUUGAAACUCGGAGCCACCAAGUUCAAAUCCUGUUCCACAGCGAUAAUUCCGGAGAGAACGGAGGGUGGAAAUUAACCUACACGACGACAGGGGAUCCGUGUCCACUUCUGGAUCCUCCCAUCCAUGGGAAACUGGAACCGUCGCAAGCCACCUACACGUUCAAGGACCAAGUCGUGAUCAGUUGCAAUCCAGGAUACAACAUCGUGAAGGACGAGGUGGAGAGCGAGACAUUCCAGAUGGAGUGCAUGAAGGACGGUGUGUGGAGCAGCCGGGUGCCGCUUUGCAAAAUUGCAGACUGCAAAGUCCCCCGGGAAAUCUCGCACGGCUUCGUCGCCUUCUCCACCCCACAGAACCUGACCACGUACCAGUCGGAGAUCCGGUAUUUCUGCCAAGAGCCAUUCUACCAAAUGGUGCCCAAUGUCACAGGGAUCUUCACCUGCGACGCGAAAGGCGUUUGGAGAAGCAGUGAGCUGGGGAGCCGUUUGCCUUCCUGCCAGCCAGUGUGUGGACAGCCCAGCCGCCCUCUGCCUAGCCUGGUCAAGCGGAUAAUCGGCGGGAGAAACGCAGAACCUGGAUUUUUUCCCUGGCAAGCCCUGAUCGUGGUGGAGGACACCUCCCGGAUACCCAACAACCGGUGGUUCGGCAGCGGAGCCCUCCUCUCCGAAUCCUGGGUCUUGACCGCUGCCCACGUCCUCUGCUCCCAGCGACGGGACAACACCGUGACAGCGGUCUCCAAAGAACACGUCAAUGUCUACCUGGGCCUUCACGACGUCCGGAAUAAAAUUGACGCGGUCAACCGGACGGUGGAGGAGAUCAUCGUCCACGAGUCUUUCAACAUCCAGAAUUACAACCACGACAUCGCUUUGGUCAAGCUGAAGGAGAAGGUGACCAUGGGACCUUACAUUAUGCCGGUGUGUCUACCCCAGGAGCAACAUGAAUUGGGAGGACCGCAACCCAACACGUUGGGCUUGGUGGCCGGUUGGGGUAUCUCCAAUCCGAACAUCACCGUGGAUGAAGUGAUCAGUUCCGAGAUGCAGACCUUGUCCGAUAUUCUUCAGUACGUGAAACUUCCUGUGGUCCUUCACGCCGAAUGCAAGACAAGUUAUGAGUCCAGAUCUGGCAACUACAGCGUGACGGAGAAUAUGUUCUGCGCCGGUUAUUACGAAGGAGGGAAGGACACCUGCUUAGGAGACAGCGGUGCUGCGUUUGUCAUCCGAGACUUGGACAACCGGAGGUGGGUGGCCCAAGGUUUGGUCUCCUGGGGUGGACCAGAAGAAUGUGGCAGUGAGCAAGUCUACGGGGUUUACACCAAGGUGUCCAAUUAUGUGGACUGGCUGCAGGAGAAAACAGGGUGGACAUUCCUGGAUUCCAGUCUGGAGAAGAGAUGAACUAGAAGACGAAGCUGAGAUCCAAUCCCAAGGACUGAAUUUGUGUUUGAAGAACGUCAACCAAGCUCAGCCACGUUCCGAGUUCUUUGAGGGCAUUAUGGAUGGGGGAAAGAAAGAUCUGGAGAUGUUUUCUCCUCCUGCUACUUUGGUUGAAGGAGCUUUGCGUCGAAUUCCAGACACUCCACCUGCGACAUUGCGUUCCUGAGAAGAAGCAACGUUCCCACUUUACUACCAGGCAAACUCCAGAACGUAUAGUUGGCACUGAUUGAAUGAAAUCCACGGAAUCGUUUACCAUUUUCUUCCCAGCUUUUUGGGGUGGGCAGCGGGGCAGUUUAAGGUUGCGCUGAAUGUUGUCAUUUUUGUAAAAAGAAGGACGAUUUAAGAUUGUGUUGGGCUCACUAAGACAACGUUUUUCGAUUUUGAAGAUGCGUGGACUUCAAUUCCCAGAAUUCUCCACGCUGGCUGGACAAUUCAGAGAGUUGGUCCAAUUUCAAAAUUCGGGAGGCUGAGAAAGACUUUUGGUGGGACGUUUGCUCUCUCUAGUGGCCAUUUCUGGAAUAGGAAUCUGGUCCUUUGAAAGUUGAAAGACAUUUGAGCCUCUGUCAAUCAUUUGUACCCCCAAAUCUAAAUUUUUCCAGGUGAAGGAGAGCCUCCCUGGAGAAAUGCAGGAAUCCCAAAUUCAGCGAGACACUCCAAACAUUUGAGUGCUUUUAUCAUUGUUGUUGCGUUCAGCCUCUUGCUUAUCCAAAUCAGUCUUUUGAGUCCAAAUUAUUAUUUUUUCUUUAGCUAAGCAUCAUUUCUCAUUCUUCCCUACCGCAUCCCCCCCCCAAAAAGAAAGAAUUGUAGAAAAUAUUGGGGCAGACAGAAAUAUUUCUUCCAAUGGAGAAAUUCUAUUUCUCUUUUCUUCCAAAGAGCGAUAACUUUGCUCAGCCAUUUAAAGAAGAUUCCGUUGCCGUACAAGAAAGAGAGAGCAAUAUGCAAGUAAUCCUCAACUUAUGGAAAUUCGUUUAGCGACCAUUCAGAGUUACGACAGCACUGGGGAAAAAAGUGACUUAGGACUGUUUUUUCACACUUACGACCGUUGUGGCAUCCUCCCAGGGUCCCGUGAUCAAAAUUCGGAUGCUUGGCAACUGACUGCUAUUUAUGACGGUUGCAGCAUUCCCAGGUCACGGGAUCCCAUUUGGCGACUUGCUGAUAAGCAAACUCAAUGAGGGAAGAGCCAAAUUCACUUAACAACCGUGUUAUUCACUUAACAACUGCUGUGAUCCACUUAACAGCUGUGGCAAGAAAGAUUAUAAACGGGGAAACAAUUCACUUCAUAACUAAUAAUGACAAUAAUAAAGUUGGAAGGGACCUUGGAGGUCAUCUAGUCCAACGCCCUGCUCAGGCAGGAAACCCUAUACCAUUUCAGACAAAUGGCUGUCCAGUCUCUUCUUAGAAACUUCCAGU